AUGUCUCCCACGGAGGAGGGUGACUCUAAGAAGCGCAAGAGAGCACGCAAAGAAAAGGCACCCAAGGAUCCAAACGCGCCCAAGCGACCACCGAGCGCUUACCUCCUCUACCAAAACGCCAUCCGAAAGGAGAUCAAGGACAAGAAUCCCACCAUGACGUACGCUGAAGUUCUCGGCGAGAUCUCCAAGAUGUGGUCGGGUCUCAGUGCCGAAGAGAAAAAGCCAUACCUGGACGCCACUGAGAUUGCAAAGGGCGAAUACGAAAAGUCCAAGGCGGCCUACGAGGCGGAUCAUACCGCCCUCAAAUCCCCUCCGGUGGUGGCUGCUGAGGCUACUCCCGCCGACGCGCCCGCGGAUUCAAGCUCUGAAGAUGAAUCCGAUGUACCUCCUCCUCCAAAACCCUCGGUGGUCACUCCUCUCUCCAAGCCAGCUAAAGCCGACACGAGCAUCGACAAGAAAAAGGGCAAGCCAUCGCUCGGUGGCAAGGCCGUCGCCGUCCCUCCUCCUCCUCCGGCUAAAGUAGCAACGUCGGAUGAGGAUGAUACGGAUACGAGCGGUAGUGAUAGCGAAUCUAGCGAGGAGGCACCUCCGCCGCCUAAGAAAAAGGCCAAGAAGGAGACACCCCCGCCUGUCUCGACGACCAAGAAGGACAGGAAGAAGAAGUAA
Messenger RNA from Serendipita indica DSM 11827, 666 nucleotides. Lineage: Eukaryota; Fungi; Basidiomycota; Agaricomycetes; Sebacinales; Serendipitaceae. The record is from the annotation of a GenBank genome assembly.